Molecule: messenger RNA, 3336 nt
Organism: Xenopus laevis (African clawed frog)
Lineage: Eukaryota; Metazoa; Chordata; Amphibia; Anura; Pipidae
Gene: tfap2a.L
Product: to transcription factor AP-2 alpha L homeolog
Exons: 8
Coding region: 1081-2526 (481 amino acids)
Biological process (GO): regulation of transcription by RNA polymerase II; regulation of cell population proliferation; regulation of DNA-templated transcription
Cellular component (GO): nucleus
Molecular function (GO): DNA-binding transcription factor activity; RNA polymerase II transcription regulatory region sequence-specific DNA binding; DNA-binding transcription factor activity, RNA polymerase II-specific
Source: RefSeq, a predicted model, not a curated record
UCUCGGAGCACACACACCUGAGAGACAGCCUGGUACAGAGGACAUGUUAGUAGGGGCUGCCACUGAGCAUGGAUCACUGUCUUGUUAGGACUUGCAGGCGCUGAGUCGCACACACACACCAGGCGGAUUUGCGCGCAUUCCCCAAGCGGUGGGUUCAAACACUUUACACAAAUAACUUGCGCUUCAUUGUACCUUUCUUUUCAUUUUUUAUAUGUAUUUUUAAAAACACAGAAUGUCGAGUAGGUUUACCAGAAGCUGCGACUUUGCAGCAGGGACACGGCACUGCGUUUUCUGAUGUUUUCCAUGGACUGAAUAUUAUUUCGUAAGGCUUUGGCGUCGCAGGUAAAGGAUCAGACAGGAGGGCAGAUCAGGGUCCCAGUGCAUUAGGCAGAGGCUCUUUUAAUCUCCCUUUCAGCGCCUGCUUGAAACCUUAUUUUGUUAGCUGUGCAUAUUUGUACAGGGACAUGCAGGCGGUAGGUGGCUCUUGUUGUUCUAACCCCAGCCAGCCAGGAGCUGUGUAUAGUUGAACAUAACAUAUUUUGGAGGAGUUGUUUGCUGGAGUGGUAGAGCCAGUCUGACGGGUUUAGAGUGGGAGACAAGGAGAGCCAGGGACAGGCGGAAGGGAGGCAGAUUCAGAGCCGGGCAGAACUGAGCCACGCUGGACUUGGCCGACCCCCACACUAUUGCGGACUGCGACAGAACCGCUGCUCUGUGCGAUUGCAAGCAUCUGCUUUCCAGGCGAGACGCCCUAUCUGCGCCCUGGAUCUGCCAACGGGGACAGGAAAUCAGCGCUAAACAAAAAGAAAAGACUUGCCCUGCUCCCUUCCGGGCCCUGCAUGCUCCCACAAGCACAGCAGCGAGGGUGGAUUUCUCUAUUGUCUCACACUCAGCUACAGGGGCUGUGGAACGAGAUCUGCCUCGCAUGUUUAACCACACGCAGUGCUACAGGUUAUUCGUGUACGAAAUAAGAACACACUAGAGCUGCUGAGAUCGGGGGACACGCAGACAGAUUUUUGAAGACUGUGAGAUUUGAAGCGGCUUCUUUGCUUUGUGGCACUUAUACUUGAAGCCCAUCGGGCCAUGGAUCAAGCUCAGAGGACAGCAGAUCCGGGCCCCUCAGAUUCAGACAUGAAAAGCAAAGGACUGAACGACACAGAGAACAUUCCCGUCCCCAGCAGCAAGAGAAGCUCCUCAGACAUGGACAUGUCAUUUCCAGGAUAUUCCCAGGAUUCCCAGAUGUUGGUUCACAGUUUUUCCGCUAUGGAUCGCCAUGAUGGCAGCAAUGGGACUGGUCGGUUACCCCAGCUGGGCUCGGUGGGACAAUCUCCCUAUGCCAGUGCCCCCCCACUCUCUCACACCCCCAAUGCUGACUUCCAGCCCCCCUACUUCCCUCCGCCCUACCAGCCAAUAUACCCCCAGUCUCAAGAUCCCUACUCCCACGUCAAUGACCCCUAUAGUCUUAAUUCCCUCCAUGCCCAGCCACAACCACAGCACCCAGGUUGGCCGGGACAGAGACAGAGCCAAGAGACAAGUCUGUUACACACACAUCGGGGGCUACCACAUCAACUUUCUGGUCUGGACCCCCGGAGGGAUUAUAGGAGGCACGAAGAUUUACUACAUGGGCCUCAUGGACUCAGCUCAGGACUGGGGGACCUGCCUUUACACUCCAUACCUCAUGUUAUUGAAGACGUAUCGCACGUUGAGGACCCGAGUAUCAACAUCCCAGAUCAAACUGUAAUUAAAAAAGGGCCUGUAUCAUUUUCUAAAUCCAAUAACAAUGCGGUGUCGUCCCUCUCUCUCAACAAAGACAAUCUCUUCGGAGGAGUCCUCAAUCCCAACGAGGUGUUCUGCUCAGUCCCCGGACGCCUGUCUCUGCUCAGCUCCACUUCAAAGUACAAGGUGACAGUUGCAGAAGUCCAGAGAAGGCUGUCCCCGCCCGAGUGCCUCAAUGCUUCGCUGCUGGGGGGAGUACUAAGGAGGGCAAAAUCUAAAAACGGAGGAAGGUCUCUGAGGGAGAAGUUGGACAAGAUAGGGUUAAAUCUGCCGGCAGGAAGACGCAAAGCUGCCAAUGUCACGCUCCUUACAUCCCUUGUGGAGGGAGAGGCAGUCCAUCUAGCCAGAGAUUUCGGGUAUGUGUGCGAAACAGAAUUUCCUGCCAAAGCAGCGGCUGAAUUUGUCAAUCGGCAACAUUCCGACCCGAACGAGCAAGUAACGCGGAAGAACAUGCUUCUAGCCACCAAACAGAUUUGUAAAGAAUUCACAGAUUUGCUGUCUCAGGACAGAUCCCCCUUGGGGAACUCCAGACCAAAUCCUAUUCUGGAGCCUGGGAUACAGAGCUGCCUGACCCACUUCAACCUUAUAUCUCAUGGAUUUGGGAGCCCAGCAGUAUGUGCGGCUAUCACCGCCCUGCAGAAUUACCUCACUGAGGCACUCAAAGCAAUGGACAAAAUGUACCUCAACAAUAAUCCCAACAGCCAUACAGACAACAGCAAAGGAGGGGAUAAAGAUGAGAAACACCGAAAGUGACGUCACUUUCUGCAGCCACCAACUCUUCUCUAUUGGUCUCCCGCCCGCUCGAGUGAACAGAACGUGUUUUAUGGCUAACCGGGAUCUAGAGCAUGGGAGUCCAGUCUGGUCUAGAACAUUGCCCGGUCCUGAUGAUGGGAUCAAUCCACACACGGAUUCGGUGUGAACAGGCAAUGGAGCUACGAAAGACAGCUGUGUUUUAGUGUUGGAACUUUUUACAAAAGACAUUUUUUUUUCUAAAGAAAAAAAAAAAAAUAAUACAAAAAAAAAAAAAAAAUCUAUAUCUAUAUAUAUGUGUCAUCGGACUGAUUCACCACCUUUCCUUCAGCUGAGAUUGUAGAGGCCCAGAGGAUGACAGUUAUCAGUAUUGUGAAUAAACUUGAACACAAAAUACUUACAGUUCCAUGUCAUGUCUUCAAGUUGUACCUACCCUCCCCCAUCCCCCUCUAAAGGUAAAAAAAUGAAACACCUUGAACUUUUGAUUUCGGACACAAGUCGCAGUCAAUCUAAAAGGGAAUCAGUGUUCAUGUAUAUAUUUAUUUAUGUGUAAUUUAAUGGGGAUUGUAAAUAUGGUGCGUCUGUUAAAGCCUUUUUUUUAAUUUAUCUGGUGAUCUCGUUUACCUAUUGUUUAGUGGGUUCACACUAUACCUUCUAGUUCUCCAUGUUGGUCCUUGAAACUUCUUUAGAUAAGUAAUUUUUUACCCCAACCCCCCUCCCCAAAUCAACAUUUUUAGCUCUGUUGUAGCAUGUUCAGUCAUCCACAAAGCAACGGAACAAAGUAAAAGACAAUAAAAUCAGUUUUAUAUAUGA